UCACUCUUCUUUCUCUUCCACCAUUCUUCUCCCUAAACAUCAUCAACCUUCUUCUUCCUUUCACUACUCUUAACAACUAAAAAUAGUAAUGGCGGCGGCAACAACAACCAUGAUGGCAGCCACUUUGGUGCCAAAACCCCAAGCACCACCCAUGAUGGCUGCAUUCCCAACCAACAUGGGACGGGCCUUAUUCGGGCUUAAGUCAAAAGCCCGUGGUGGUAGGGCAAUGGCCUACAAGGUUACCCUUAUUACUCCUGAAGGUACCCAAGAGAUUGACUGCCCAGAUGAUAUGUACAUUUUGGAUGCUGCUGAAGAAGCAGGAAUUGAUUUGCCUUACUCAUGUAGGGCUGGCUCGUGCAGCUCAUGUGCCGGGAAAGUCAAAUCUGGCGGCGUUGACCAGUCUGACCAAAGUUUUUUGGAAGAUGACCAGGUGGAUGCUGGUUGGGUUUUGACUUGUGCUGCUUAUCCUACUAGUGAUGUUACUAUUGAGACUCACAAGGAAGAGGAACUUACAGCUUAAUUAAUAAUUAUUGUAUUGAAUUUAGUUUUUUUUUAAUGUACCCUUUCAUUUUUUGGGCUCAAUUGGAAGGGGAAGGUUAUUAUAAAAAAGAGGAAUGAUAAUAUAGAGGGGUUUUUUUACUCCUUGAUCUUCAUCCUUUGUUGCUAGCUUGUGUAUUUUUUAUCAUGUUAAUCAUUAAUCAAUCAAGUACUCUUAUAUAUAUAUAUAUAUAUGCUUUAUUCA
This is a messenger RNA of Amaranthus tricolor (Joseph's coat), 742 nucleotides long. RefSeq names its product ferredoxin-like. NCBI's taxonomy places the organism in Eukaryota, Viridiplantae, Streptophyta, Magnoliopsida, Caryophyllales, Amaranthaceae. The transcript has a single exon. Gene Ontology annotation, biological process: electron transport chain. Gene Ontology annotation, cellular component: chloroplast. The record is from RefSeq and is a predicted model, not a curated record. The coding region runs from base 89 to 520 and encodes 143 amino acids. Gene Ontology annotation, molecular function: 2 iron, 2 sulfur cluster binding; electron transfer activity.